Messenger RNA from Styela clava, 1094 nucleotides. Its product is annotated as melatonin receptor type 1C-like. Gene Ontology annotation, biological process: G protein-coupled receptor signaling pathway. Gene Ontology annotation, molecular function: G protein-coupled receptor activity. Lineage: Eukaryota; Metazoa; Chordata; Ascidiacea; Stolidobranchia; Styelidae. Gene Ontology annotation, cellular component: membrane. The record is from RefSeq and is a predicted model, not a curated record.
CUUAUGUAUAUCAAAGAAAUAUAAAAUUAAAACAAAGAAAAUAUGAAUCAAUCUUAUAUGUGGGCAAAUUCUAGCGAUAGCGUCGAUAUAACAACGGGAACAAGAAUAAACUACUGGCCGCAAUUUGGAGUCUUGCAAUACUUCGAAUUUGCUUAUAUCGUCUCAAUAAUUGCAUUGGGGUCUCUCGGAAAUCUUGUCGUCAUAUUUUCUAUUAUUCUGGACAAGAAAGUGCAUUCUGGCGGGAAUAUAUUUAUUAUAAAUCUAGCAAUAGCGGAUUUUUUCAUAUGCUCAAUCACACUACCAUGUAUAGCUGUCACAAUAAUAAAGACGAAGCGAGUUGUCGAUGAUAUAUUCUGUGAGGUGGUCGGAUUUAUUGUGACCGCAACUUGUGCUUGUUCACUGUGUAAUUUAGCCCUAAUCGCUGCUAAUAGAUACUGGGCUAUUGUGAAGUCUUCUUGCUACAGACAAAUGUUUUCAAAAAGACUUGGACUUUGUUUGGCAAUGUCAGCAUGGAUAUGGUCAAUUGCUAUUACGAUGCCAACAGUACUGGGAUGGGGAGAUAUCGCGUACGAUGCAAAGUCUCUAAUAUGUGGUUGGCAUGAUGCAGCAUCCCUUUCGUAUGCAAUUUUCCUAAUUGUGAUUGCGGUAGUUUUACCUCUUGGAACGAUAAUCUUCAGUUAUUACAAUAUAUUUAGAGAGGUUCGGUCAAGUUUGCAAGACGUGCGAAGUUUGGGAAAAAGAAGUAUCUCAUCACAGUCAAGUAGAUCGAGAUCUUUAACUAAGGAGCGAAAUCUAGUUUACACGCUCAUGACGACUGUGGUUGUAUUUUUUGUUUGCUGGACACCAUACGCCGCGCACGCUUUGGUUAAUCCUUCGAAUGUGAAGCCUCAUGUUAAAAAGGUGCUCGUAUGGUUGGCGCUCAGCAAUUCUUGCGUCAAUUUUAUAAUCUACGGAGUCAUGAACCAGGCAUUCAAGAAGAGAUACAAAAAACUAUUUAAUUUUAUAUUUCAGUGUGGAAAGCGUGAUCUGUCAGCAUCUAUGCAACUAGGUUAUGCUUCUGCAAAGGAAACCAAUUCUUAAUAUAAAUCUACACC